UCCCCAGCUCCAUGGCCCCAGGAAAGCGGGGCAAGACCAGAGGAAAGGAAGCAGGCAAAGGACAUGGAGUCUCCAGCCUGCGGCUAUGGCCCAUCUAUCCCCUUGUCCCUUCCUCCAUCCCAGCAGGCCAAUGAGAACACAUGCCAUCCAAGCUUUCACUGCCAUAAGGAUAUGCACAAAUCCAUGGCCUGACCCUCAGAGUGUCCCACAGGGAGGUGUAUGUGCCCACCAGAAGGAAGGACACCUGGGUCAUCCCAAGUGUCUAUCAGGAGACACAGCUGGGGCAGGAUGGGUGGUGUGAGCAGAGCCCAAUAGGUCCUCUACGACUGCUCCUGCAAGGGGGAUCAUUAUAAACUGUCUUGUGAUUGAGGUCCACAGGCCAAGAGGGGCAAGCAGAAUGCAGGAUGCAGGCUGUGAGACAUGGGGUGCCAGCUGUGAUUACAGCAUGCAAGGCCUGGGAUGCAGGACACAUGCUGAAGUCUGUGUGCAAAAUGAAGUCUGUAGGAUGUGGGAUGCAGAACAAAGGCUACAGAGUGCAGGCUGUGAGGUACAGGCUACAGGAGAAAGGAUGCAGGAUGUGGGAUGAAGUAGAUGGAUGCAGAACACAGAUUUCAGGUUGCAGGAUGCUGGAUACGGAGUGUGGGCUGAAAGAUGCGAGCAGCAGGAUGUAGGCUGAGAAUGACCAGGCAGUGCCUGCCAUCCACUCCUCUACUGUCUGGUGCUGUGGCUGGGGAGUUUUCAGUGGGAUUUCUCUUCUGGGUGGCCAAAAAUUUCAGCAGGAAUGGGGAUUUCCUUAGAUAGGCUGGCCAGGCCUCAGCAGGAAGUGGUGAAGAGGACCACAGCCAGGCAGGACAUACCAUGUGGAUGAGGGAAGCCAAGGCAGCAUCUCCAUCUCUGUGCCCUGCUCUGGCAAGAGGUGGCAGGAAUGCCAAACCCUGUGAGGAGGGAUGCCAGGCAACAUGUUGCAUGCCCUCCGGGGAGGCUGGAGUAAAACACCAGUAAAGCCAGCUGGGAGAGGAACUGAACAGGGAGAAAGCUGCCCCCAGGGAGCUCAGUGUACCCCCAUUCCUGGCACGGGCAAGAGCCCCAGCACAGGAUUUAUCCUGGGAUACUGCCUUGCCCUAUUGGCACCAUGGCUGCCACAGAGGGGGUCUGGGCACACCCGGGAACUUUCCCCCCUCCCGAGAGAGGGUGGCUGUCCAGGGUGGGCUACCCCUGGCAGCCUGGUCUCCUGAUAUCACGCGGCUGAAAAUGCAGAGAGGGCAGGAGUGAACGGGAACAGGAGUGUCCAGGGACCAGGAAAGAAGGAGUUACAGAAGCCAUGCCCCAGAGCAGCCCUGGAGACCUACAGUGUCACAUAGCAACACUUAACCUUCCAGGAGCACAACAGGUUUGUUCCAGGAGCGCAACAGGUUUGGCUCUGCUCACAGCAACUUGCAAGACAAAGAUUGAUCCUGGGCAGUGACAUCCACCAGAGACAAGUUCCCUGAGUUUACUCUGGAAGGACAGGAGUGGGACUAAGGGCCACCCUAUGGCUGAGCAGCCCGUCCCAGAGACGGCCCUGCUAGCCCAGGUGCUGGCUGCAGACAACACUGAAGCCCCUUCACUCCGCACUACACGCCGUGGGUCCCAGCCCCCAGCCCGGGGCACGGAGGACAGCAAACCACCACCCCUGCUCUCCCGCCGCAACUCCAUCCUCAGCCGCCGCAGCUCAUUCGGGAUGGUUCCAGGGAGCAGGCGUCCCUCCAUUGGCCCCUGGAUGCUCCACAGACGUGUUAGCUUCUCUGGGCUCCCAAUUUUCCAACCCAUCCUCAAGACCCGCCUUGAAAACACUUACAGGAUAGGGCCAGACAAAGGCUGCAAGUUUGAUGCAGAGCAGGUGCAGCGUGUGCUGGAGGGGACCCUGGCCCGUGCCUUGGGGACUACUGUAUACAAUCCCCAGGGCAGUGCCCCACUAGCCCAGAGCCUGACUGAGCUGCUGCAGAACCAGGCCAAGGAGGUGGUGCCACCCCGCUACAAGCUGGUCUGCCACGUGGUGUUGGGCCAGCAGGGCCAGCAGAGCCUGUUGGUGGCCAGUCGGGGACUAUGGGACCCUGAGACUGACAGCUUUGCCUCUGCCACAUUCUCCAAUGCCUCCCUCUUUGCUGUGGCCACAGUGUACGGGGUCUACUUCGAGUAGCAUGUGCCUCUGCAUCCACCCAGUCUUGCAGAGCUGUAGGGAGAGAGCAACCGAAAUAAAGAGGUUUUGUCCA
Molecule: messenger RNA, 2252 nt
Organism: Cyanistes caeruleus (blue tit)
Lineage: Eukaryota; Metazoa; Chordata; Aves; Passeriformes; Paridae
Gene: DYNLT4
Product: dynein light chain Tctex-type 4
Biological process (GO): microtubule-based movement
Cellular component (GO): cytoplasm; cytoplasmic dynein complex
Molecular function (GO): dynein intermediate chain binding
Source: RefSeq, a predicted model, not a curated record